This is a messenger RNA of Acaulospora colombiana, 314 nucleotides long. Lineage: Eukaryota; Fungi; Glomeromycota; Glomeromycetes; Diversisporales; Acaulosporaceae. The record is from the annotation of a GenBank genome assembly.
AUAAAAACGCCGAGUAUGCAAGGAACAUAUGUACUUACAUGGUGCAAGGCAUCGGUGACAGGAUUACGCUUAGCAAACUUCAACUCGAUCAAAAACACUUUUACAAAGUCUUGCAGAUUAAGUCGGCAAAACUUCCAUUUUCAUUUGAUGAAGUCGAAAAAUACUUGGAAAGCGAAUUGAAGAAUACACAAAAGGAGUUGAAAAAACUAAUGUGCUCAAAUUCAGUUGUAGAUCAGCCAACAGUGAGAAGUUGGUUAUGGGUACCGAACAAUAUUGCAACAUGGGAAGGUGUUGGAAUAACAUAUGAAGAUUAA